UUUUUUGGUACCGACUGGGGCCGACCGCAGCGGGGGAGAAGUGGCUGCGUUCGCCGUUGAGAAAGACUAUCGGCUUCUACGCUGUUCUCAUCAACACACACACAGACACAAACACACACACCAAGUGUGAGAUGUUCCGCCGUGGCCCAAGGGACAUGAGUGUGUGACAAUGUGUGUGUGACAGCGUGUGUGUAUGUGUGUGUGAUAGAGGGAGAGGGAGAGAGAGAGAGAGAGGGGGGAAUGCUGAUGAACGCGGUGCUGCGUCCUGCGCUGAGGGUCGCGACGGCAGAGAGGUGAUCCCCCUCCUUCCACACAUCUGCAGAUGACCCCGGACUCUGCCUGCUUUCGUCCCUACGAGUCGAUCAAACGAGGACUCGCGCACCGAGAGACCUGCAUUUUCUGAAGGGGGGGAAGCCAUCGCGCCCAUCCCCUUGCCCCUUCCCUCCCCGGAACCCCCGGCAGGUACACAGUGAAAAUGGGCAACAGUUUCUCCAACAUCUCCGCCUUCCAGUCCCUUCACAUCGUGAUGCUGGGUUUGGACUCGGCCGGCAAGACGACCGUCCUCUACAGACUGAAGUUCAACGAGUUUGUCAACACGGUGCCCACCAUCGGGUUCAACACCGAGAAGAUCAAGCUGAGCAACGGCACCGCGAAGGGCAUUAGUUGCCACUUCUGGGAUGUGGGAGGCCAGGAGAAGCUGAGGCCCCUGUGGAAAUCCUACAGCCGAUGCACGGACGGCAUCAUCUAUGUGGUCGACUCAGUCGACGUGGACAGGCUGGAGGAGGCCAAGACAGAGUUGCAUAAAGUCACCAAGUUCGCCGAGAACCAGGGCACGCCGCUCCUGGUGAUAGCCAACAAGCAGGACCUGCCCAAGUCCCUCCCGGUGGCGGACAUUGAGAAGCAGCUGGCUCUUCAUGAGCUUACCCCGUCCACCACCUACCAUGUCCAGCCCGCAUGUGCCAUCAUAGGCGAGGGACUACACGAGGGCAUGGACAAACUCUAUGAAAUGAUCGUUAAGAGGAGAAAAUCUCUUAAGCAAAAGAAGAAACGGUAACGACCACCCAAGAGGGGCGUGGAAGCGAAUAAAUGCAGAAUUACUGUAACUAAAUGCUAUUCGGGUAUGCCAGUGUAGCCCCCUGACAAGAGGUUUACUUUGCAGUGUUUUUGUUUUGUUUUGUUUUUUAAUCACCUUCAAUUUUGGAUUAUUGUCUUAGUUGUAAGACGCUGUGAACCCCUGCUGGCUGAUGCUUUUUGCACGCAAGAGGGUUCCUCUGUGGGUUCCUCUGUGAGUUCCUCUGUGGGUUCCUCUGUGAGUUCCUCUGUGAGUUCCUCUGUGGGUUCCUCUAUGGGUUCCUCUAUGGGUGCAGAGUUUAUACCAAGGCUAACCAAUGCAGAAACUUGAAAUGACUUGGGAACUCAUAGGAAGUACAGCUAAGACAGAGAGAGAGAGAGAGAGAGAGAGAGAUAAACGGGCUGGCCCGUUAUUCGCUGCUGUACCGUGGAUUUUCAACAUUACGGACAUUUCCCUUCGAAGAAGCUCCCGUUCUGUAGGCCGAUCAGUUCACGUACAGACGUUUGGAUGUUAUUCACUCCGUUCACGAGCCUUCGAGGAAUGCUUCUCUGGAAACACACGUUUUGUUUUGCACGUGGCUUGGGUUUAUAUUCACUUUUUCUUAUCGGGAACUGAUGCCAAGACUUGUCUGUAGUAUGGGCGUCUGUCACGCAGAUGAUACAGGUUUCGGAGCAUUGAAGUAGCCUUUCCUAUCCGUGGUGGACUGUGGAUAACAUUGCCUGCGACGCGGUCCACUACUUUGCACUUUUCAUUUCCUAUCAAAAUAAUAGAGUAACUACACUGUAUAACGGAGCAGAUCUAGGCUGUUUAUGUACCACGAAGCCAAAAUUGAAGUAUUUUUUGAAUAUUAAAUGUUUGAA
Messenger RNA from Lampris incognitus (smalleye Pacific opah), 1932 nucleotides. It is a transcript of the gene arl4cb, whose product is annotated as ADP-ribosylation factor-like 4Cb. The coding region runs from base 476 to 1054 and encodes 192 amino acids. Gene Ontology annotation, molecular function: GTPase activity; GTP binding. Gene Ontology annotation, biological process: intracellular protein transport; endocytic recycling. The transcript has a single exon. Gene Ontology annotation, cellular component: cytoplasm. The record is from RefSeq and is a predicted model, not a curated record. NCBI's taxonomy places the organism in Eukaryota, Metazoa, Chordata, Actinopteri, Lampriformes, Lampridae.